CCUGAUGCAAGCCGAACUGACCUUGCCCGACAGUUAUCAUCAUUACAUAGUCCACACGUGCGAGAGGAAGGGUACCCUUGAAGAUCGUUCAGCUGUAGUUGGAAAAUUUCAUUCAAAAUGCCUGGAAUUUCUAAGAAUAUCGUCAUAUUCUCUGGUGCCUUCAGGAGAGGCUUCCUCCUUCAAAAACGGUUCAAAUCUGACAAAGUAAAAGGUCAUGUCAUCGGCAUUGACUUGGGUACAACCAACAGCUGUGUUGCUGUUAUGGAAGGCAAACAGGCUAAAGUCUUGGAAAAUUCUGAAGGAUCACGGACCACACCUUCUGUAGUUGCUUUCUCUAAGGAUGGAGAACGUUUGGCUGGUAUGCCUGCCAAAAGACAGGCUGUUACAAAUGCAGAGAAUACUCUGCAUGCCACUAAACGUUUGAUCGGCCGACGCUUUGAAGACGCAGAGGUCCAAAAAGAUUUAAAAACAGUGCCCUACAAGAUUGUGAAGUCCUCAAAUGGAGAUGCAUGGGUUGAGGCACAAGGAAAAAUGUAUUCUCCAAGUCAAAUCGGGGCUUUUGUGUUGACUAAAAUGAAGGAGACAGCAGAAAGUUACUUGGGGACCAAAGUGAAGAAUGCUGUUGUGACUGUGCCUGCUUAUUUCAAUGAUUCUCAAAGACAGGCUACAAAAGAUGCUGGUCAAAUUUCUGGGCUAAAUGUCCUGCGUGUUAUCAACGAGCCAACUGCAGCAGCUUUGGCUUAUGGAAUGGACAAGACUGAAGACAAAGUAAUUGCUGUGUACGAUUUGGGUGGAGGAACCUUUGAUAUCUCCAUUCUGGAAAUCCAAAAAGGUGUUUUUGAAGUGAAGUCAACUAAUGGUGACACAUUCCUUGGUGGAGAAGACUUUGACAAUACCCUUGUCAAUUUCUUGAGUGCAGAAUUCAGGAAAGAUCAAGGAAUUGACAUUACCAAGGACUCGAUGGCAAUGCAGAGGUUAAGGGAAGCUGCGGAAAAAGCAAAGAUUGAACUUUCGUCCUCAAUGCAGACUGACAUCAACCUCCCCUACCUCACAAUGGAUGCAUCUGGUCCUAAACACAUGAACCUCAAACUGUCCAGAUCUAAGUUCGAGUCUAUAGUUGAUACUUUGAUCAAGCGCACUGUGGGACCAUGUCAGAAAGCUCUACAGGAUGCUGAGGUCAAGAAAACUGAAAUUGGUGAAGUCAUCCUUGUUGGUGGCAUGACACGUAUGCCUAAGGUUCAGUCUACAGUCCAAGAUCUGUUUGGUCGUCAGCCUAGCAAGUCUGUAAAUCCUGAUGAAGCAGUUGCAAUUGGAGCAGCCAUUCAGGGUGGUGUGUUGGCUGGAGAUGUCACAGAUGUCCUGUUGUUGGAUGUCACGCCCUUGUCUCUUGGAAUUGAGACUUUGGGAGGAGUGUUUACCAAGCUCAUCAACCGAAACACCACCAUCCCCACAAAGAAAAGUCAGGUUUUCUCUACAGCUGCAGAUGGCCAGACUCAAGUUGAAAUCAAAGUUCACCAGGGUGAGAGAGAAAUGGCCAUGGACAAUAAACUUUUGGGCCAGUUUACUUUGGUUGGAAUCCCUCCAGCACCCCGUGGAGUUCCACAGAUUGAGGUCACUUUUGACAUUGAUGCCAACGGUAUUGUUAAUGUGUCGGCAAGAGACAAGGGCACAGGAAAGGAACAACAAAUCGUCAUUCAGUCCUCUGGUGGCCUCUCUAAAGAUGAGAUUGAAAACAUGGUGAAAAAUGCAGAGAUCCAUGCUGAGGAAGACAAGAAGAAGAAAGAACUGAUUGAAGUGCUGAACCAGGCAGAUAGUAUUAUUCAUGAUACAGAGGCUAAGAUGGAAGAAUUCAAAGAACAGCUUCCACAAGACGAGUGUGACAAGCUGAAGGAGAAAAUUGCUACCGUGAAAGACAUCAUUGCCAACAAAGAUAGCAAAACUCCAGAGGAAAUCAAGCAAGAAACCUCAGACCUCCAACAGGCUUCACUCAAAUUGUUUGAAAUGGCUUACAAGAAGAUGGCUGCUGACCGUGAAGGCAGCUCUGGUGGUAGCAGUGAGAGCUCUGGAAGCUCGGAAUCUACUGGUGACGAGAAGAAGGAAGACAAGAACUGAUUAUUUUAUGUUUCCAUGGCGGUUUGAUGGAAAGAGUUACGGCAAAAGAGAAAAGUCAUUCAGCAUCACUCAUAAAGGCUAUGUAGUGCGUCAACAAUGUAGCCUUGAGAGAUGUGUGGGUUGAAAGUUGAAACUGAAACUUCAAUUCGAACUUUUUAUCAAAAGGGUUUGAUGGUGUAUCACUCCUGAUGGUUGUAUUGAUGAAUAGAUUCAGGGGUUUUUUUUGGAGGGGAGGGUUAUAAAUAUAGCAACAUUCUCUUAUUGUGAUCUGGCAGGAACAUAUUUAUUGAUGCUGUACAUCUCACAUGAGUAGUGGGGAUCAUUCUACUAUGUAUAACUUGCCAUCAAUAUGUUUACCCUGUAGUUCAUUUUACUUGCUUUAUGAGGCAUUUGUAUUUACUGCCUUAGAUUUGUUGAGAGACCCUGCAGCAAAUGUCCUGCAUUUGGAUUUUGCCUAAAGUGUGGCAGCUCUGUACACUUCAAAUAAAGUAAACAACUGGUUAUGUUUAAUGGAAAGUACCAGACACAGAAGGAAGAGAAAUUUAAAUUCCUAGAUACUGACUCACAGGGUGACCCCCGGCAAAUAAAUUAUAAAAUUGCAGAGGUCGACCUCUGGCAAAUAAAUAAUUGGUGCAAGUCUAUAUGCAAUAUAGAUUUAUUUGGUGGCUUUUUAUCGAAGCACUUUUCCAGCAUGCUUUCAAUUAUUGUCACCCCGGCUAAACGUUUCCCUGCUGCUGGUUAAAUGGGUAUCUUCCCGCCCAUACAGGGAGUGAGUACCAGCAGAUAAGUGGUGAAGAAAAAUACUGUCGUGCCGGGGCAGAUGCAUGCAGGGAAUAUUUUGUGAUGUUAGGUUGCGGAAUAUUUGAUUGGUGGAUCUGAUAAAAUGUUCCUGGCUCCUUUUUUUUCUUUUUCUCUCUGAUUUCAUCAGAGCUCAUUUCCUAUUCUAUUGAUGCCAUUUGCUAGGGGUUCAAAUUUCAUUUCAUUACAUAAAAGAUUUGUGUUUAAUGCUUUAAUGAAUUUGGAUCUUUGUAAUAAGUUUCAGCAUUAUGCUAACGUUAGAUAUAUAUCAUUUUCCUCUGCUCCUAAAGAGACAAGAUGUGAGCUUUCAGAUUCUCAUACGGAAGUCACCGCCUAAAGUUCUGAAAAAAUUAACACUCGGUUCUGGCCAAUAUCAUUUAGUUUCUGAUUGUUGUUUCUGGGUCAAUAUAUCCACAAUAACUCAUUAUUUUCUGCUGUUAAUUUACUAUCACAAAUGGUAGUGACUUUUAAGAUGGUUCUGAUACCCUGUACUGUAUGUAGUGUCUUACAUUUUUAAUCCAAGAAUGAUGUUGCUGAGGGAAUGGAAAAUGUUCUUUGGUCACCCAAGCCAGUAUGAGUUGUGAGGAUGGAAAUAAAUGAAAGAAGAUUGUUUGAGUUUGGAUGAAAAUGUGAGGUAGUUGCAGCAGAAUGUAAGAUUAAUCAUGGUUAUUUAAGAAAUGGACGUUUUCUAUUACAUUUGAUAUUUUGUUCUGUCAUGCACCUUUCCUAUCAUAUUUAAUGUUUCCAUUUGAAAUCAUCUGAUCAGUCUAUAUUUUUGGGGGCACCAAAUACAGGUUCCAUUGUUGGUUUCGCUAUGGUUCUCACUUGAAGAUAUGGAAGAGCCACUUGUGUGUCAAGAUGUAUUUGGACUGUGAAGUUCCCAGUGUUCUUCAAUUUAUGGUUGUUUGUAGCCAGAGUUUCUCUUUGUCAUGCUAUAGGUUUGCCAUUAGUAAAGAUGUCUGUUUAGUAGUGUGCUGUCUUGUCUAACCUGUUGAUUUUCAUUGUAAUAUUCCCAGUUUUAGUGGUCUGUUUUCGGUACAGGUUUGUAUCUUGAGUUUUUGUAAGUAUGUGAUACUAUGCUGCAUUUCAAAGAAAAUAAAGAACCAACAUUACAAUGAA
This is a messenger RNA of Aplysia californica (California sea hare), 4029 nucleotides long. Its product is annotated as heat shock 70 kDa protein cognate 5. The transcript is spliced from 17 exons. NCBI's taxonomy places the organism in Eukaryota, Metazoa, Mollusca, Gastropoda, Aplysiida, Aplysiidae. The record is from RefSeq and is a predicted model, not a curated record. The coding region runs from base 118 to 2112 and encodes 664 amino acids. Gene Ontology annotation, cellular component: mitochondrion; cytoplasm. Gene Ontology annotation, biological process: protein refolding; cellular response to unfolded protein. Gene Ontology annotation, molecular function: misfolded protein binding; ATP binding; ATP-dependent protein folding chaperone.